Messenger RNA from Prorocentrum cordatum, 8616 nucleotides. The record is from the annotation of a GenBank genome assembly. Lineage: Eukaryota; Dinophyceae; Prorocentrales; Prorocentraceae.
CCGAUCGCGACGUUCAAGAAAAAUGAGCAUGGGACGAUCAUCGGGUGUAAUAUCAUGAGCUUGCAGAGAGGCUUCUUGAAUACCUUCAUCGACCGCAAUUUGCAAACAUCCUUAAACUUGAACGAUCUGAAACUCGAGCGGGAUUACACCGAUAUCGCUUUCGAGGACGCUGUGUCACUGAUUUGCGCGACAGAGGGCGGCAAGAUUUUGACCAAGAAGAAUCGCUUUGAUAGUCCGGAAGACUACGUGAUCACUCCAGACAAUUUGUUGAAGUUGAUGACAAUCCAGCAGCGCCUUAAAUACGGCCUGCCGAUCAUCCUUAUGGGAGAAACUGGAUGUGGUAAAACGGCCCUCGUCACUUUCCUUGCGAGCGUUCUCGACGUCAAGCUCAUGGUUCUCAACGUGCACGGAGGCAUAACAGAUCAGGCGGUUAUAGACUUCAUGGACGGAGUAUUAGGCGCGGCUCAUGGAGAAAGUCGCGUGCUUGUCUUCUUCGACGAGAUAAACGCGGCAAAUUGCAUGGCGCUCUUCAAAACGAUCAUUAUCGACCGCGUGUACGGCAACCAGCACAUUCCGCCCAACAUCCGCAUCAUCUCCUGCUGCAAUCCCUACAGGAUGCGGAAGUCCAGCGAGCUUGAGGAGGUGGGCUUGGUUUUCCAACAUCACGCUGGCGUCGGUGAGGGGCCAGGCCUUGCGGAUCCCAUGAGGCACCUGGUCUACCGCGUUCACCCACUGCCAGAGAGCCUCAUCGAUGUCGUGAGUGACUUCGGGGCUCUGUCGGAGAAAUCCGAGGACCUCUACGUGAACGCCAUCCUGAGGAAGGAGCUCCUCCACUCUGGCGGAGGGGCUGAUAGCCUUGCUGACUACGACGUGUUCAUCUCGAUGGUCAAGAAGCUCCUGUGCGAUUCGCAGUCCUUUGUCCGAGAGGUCAACGGUGGCGAGCGCAGCGUGGUGUCGAUGCGCGACGUGGCGCGAGCCGCUCGUGUGUUCAAGUGGUUCCUGGCCCACUACUCCAGGCUGCGCGGCACCGCGCCGGCCGCGGUCGGCACCAGCGCCGGCGGCCCCGUGCACAUCUCCGUGGCGCCCACGACGAAGGCGCACCUGCGCAAGGCGGUGAUCCUGACUCUCGGGUACUGCUACCACUCCCGCUUGGACCACGACCAGCGCUCGCGCUACCGGCAGCGCAUUUGCGACUCUUGGAAGUCCCUGGCCGCCUUCCAUGCAGGUGGGUUGUGGCUGGACCUGAGCACCCCGAGCGACCUCCAGGCCAAGAUGGUGGAGACGCAGCACGAGUUCGUCUCGCAGAUGGAGCUGGGCGAGGGCAUUGCCCUGAACGAGGCCCUGAGAGAGAACCUGUUCAUGCUGCUGGUCAGCGUCAUGAACCAGAUCCCCAUCCUGCUGAUCGGGAAGCCAGGGUGCUCGAAGAGCCUGGCAAUGGGGAUCCUGCAGAGCAAUCUCAACGGCCAGGUGUCAAGCAAGGAAUUCUUCAAGUCCAUGCCCGCCGUUGACGUUUUCCCGUACCAGUGUUCUCCGCUGUCCACCCCAGAAGCCAUAUUGGGAGCUUUCGAGUCGGCGCGGCAGUCCAACCUAGGCCACAAGAGCACCAUCGUGUGCGUGCUGUUGGACGAGGUGGGGCUGGCGGAGGAGUCCCCGCACCUGCCCCUGAAGGUGCUGCACCGCGAGCUCGAGGACCUGCAGGGCAUUGCCUGCGUGGGCAUCUCGAACUGGUCCCUGGACGCGGCCAAGAUGAGCCGUUUCGUGACGCUCUACCGCCCGCCCGCCACCGUGGAGGACCUGCGGGUCACGGCCGAGGGCAUGGUGGCCUCCGCCAACUUGCGGGGCUACUUGAAGGCACUCUCCGAGGCGUUCUUCGACGUGUACAGGACCCAGGGGCGCCCCGACUUCUGGGGCAUGCGCGAGUUCUACAGCACCGUGCGGGUCGUCCACGCGGAGCUCCGGGACCGCGCCGCCCGCGGCGGCGAGGCGGCCCUGGAGCCGCAGGUGCUGCUGCGGACGGUGCAGCGGAACUUCGGCGGCCGGCCGGCCUCCGAGCUCGACGCCUGCGUCCGCAAGUUCUUCGGGCACACGGGCAUGUCGGAGCGGCACGUCCCGCGCUUCACGACCCUGGAGCUCGUGGGCCAGAACCUGCGGGAGCCCGAGGCUCGCCACCUCAUGCUGCUGACCAAGAACAACGCCGCGCUCCGCAUGCUGUUCGACAGCCGCCUGUGCGAUCACAGCAGGUCGGAAGUGAUGUUCGGUAGCACUUUCCCUGACGAUCAGAGCGACGUGGUGGUGGCUAUGAAUCUACAGAAGAUCAAGACGUUCAUGAUGCAGCCAAUAUCGCUGGUGCUGGUACACUGCGACCUGUUGUAUGAAUCACUCUACGACCUCCUGAACCAGCAUUACAUGGAGUACGCGGGCCAGCGGUACGUGCGGAUCGCGCACGGAUCAAAGGCGAAGCAAUGCCCUAUUCACCAUCUUUUCCGCGUGGUCGUGAUCACUGAAAUCAGCGAUGCAUACUUCAGGCUGGCGCCACCCCUGCUGAACCGGUUCGAGAAGCAGAUCUUCGUCCGCAGGGACCUGAUGACGAAGCCGGAUGAGGCUUUGCUGAGCCAGCUCCAGAGGUUCUGGGAGCUGCUGGCCUCCGCCGUGCUCGAGAGUGCCGGGGGGGCUGCCGCUGGGGAGGAGCAGCCCAGCGAGGCCGCGGAGGCCGGCGGGGGCCAGGUCUGCGUCGUGGUGGGCCACCACCGUGAGCUGCUGAGCUCGCUGGUCUUCGCGCUCAAGCGCGGCAGCUCGGGCAGCGAGCGAAGCAUAGACGAGCUCCUCGGGGAGGCCAAGAGGCUGCUGGCAUGGGUGAUGACUCCCGAGGCCAUCUGCAUCGUGGCCGCCAGGCACGACGCGCGUCAGAUGCAGCACAAGUUCGGGUUCAACCUGGUCACCGAAUACUUCGACAAGCAGCAGCACACGGACCUCCCGAGCUUCGCGUCGCGGUUGCUUGAGGACAGCGCAAUGUGGUGCGACAGCAUGGGCGCGCAGGUGAUGAUCAUGACGUACAGCCCUCUGCGCGGGGCCGUGCGAGCACAGCUGGGGACGGCGGUGCCAGGCUCCAACUGCUCGGAGGUGUCGCUGCACGAGUUCUCGUCCAGCCAGGACGUUGAGAAGGCGGUCCGCCGCUUCUACUCAGGGGGAGCAAGCAGAAGCGCCGCGGCUGGAGGCAAGCAUUUCCUGCUCAUACACGCCGACCCGGUCGCAACCUCGCUCCGCAUGAUCGAGCAUUGCCGAUUCGUGUGCGACAAAGCGCGGACAGUGUUCUUCCAGGACAGUGGCAGCAAGGGACCCGCCAUCUCCUUGUUCGUGUUGCUUGUCGUCCACCUGCGGCGCGGCCAUGGCGUCCCCUUCUCGUUCGACUUCGACUCGCAGUGGUCUUGGUUGCGCCCGCCCUUUGAGGAUCUCGACGGCAUGCCCGCGCUGAGAGACAUGCUGGGCAAGCCGCUGCUGCAGGUGGUCCCGUCCACGAAGUAUAACUUUCGAACCAAGAUUGCUACGGCGAUGUUGAUCUCAGAUGCCGUGGCCAACCACGUCUUUGCCGCUGUGGGUAACCACGCCUUCGGUUACGCAAUCAACGGAGUGAAGUUUUCGGUCGAGUACUGGAUUGGGCGCUGCGGCGACGAUGAUAUGAUGAACUCCUAUUUCCGGUCCGUGUUGAUAGUGUGGGCGCUGACCAGCGGUUCGACCGGUCUGACCUUCCAUGCGUUAUGGGCAAAAGGAUUUCGAGCUAUCGUGCGGAGCAAGGUGGUGCGCGGCCUCGACUUUGAGCGGCUGCUGCGCGGUUGCUUCCGGGGGUCCCUCUCGCGCCUCGUCUACCCGCACAGCCGCGGCCCGGAGGACCUGCAGGGCCAGAUCGGAUUGCUGCUGCGCUGUCUUGCGGACAAGGAGUUCAUCUCGAGGACCACCCCGAAGAACCCCAGCAGUGCGGCUGAGGGCACCGUCGGCCACGACCAAGCAUGGUUUGCGGCCGUGGCAGCGGCCACCCACGGCCUGGCGUUGGCUGGCACGCUGCGCAACGCACUGCACGGCAGGGUCGUCAGCCUGGUCUCUUCCUUGCUCGCAGUAAUGCUGGCACACCUCGACAGGAACGGCGGGCUUGCCCUCCUGGAGCAGAAGCACACGCGGCCCCUGUGGCUGAGCCUCGCCGCGGCCUCCCUGGGCUCCCCGCUGAGCGCCCAGCUCGGCAUCCGGGCAGUCCAGGCACUGAGCGAGCCCGCCACCGCGCAGCACGAGGUGGGAACCGACGCGAAGACCGGCGCCAGGCCUUUCGAGGCCCGGUUUCCUUCCAGCUGGUUCGUCUCCCGGAGCGUCGACGGCGCGCGCCACAUCGUCGAUUCGCUGCCGCCCCAGGAGCAGCUGCCCGCCCUCCUGUCGCAGUACAAGCUGAGCCAGCUCCACGAGGCUGGCCUGCAGCCCGUCGUGGGGGAGGCGCUGCUGAGCAGCUACAUCGGAGAUUUCGCGGCCAUGAACCUGCACUGGACGGAGCGUGUUGACCGCAGCACGCAGCAGCGCGUCUUGACGAAGGCUCUCCAGCGGUUCCUGAUGCAUGAGCAGGGGCGGCAGAAGUUGGACUCCAUCCUCCAGGUCCACCAGGUGUUCUGGAGCAGGGAGCGGCAGAUCGAUUUCGUCAUGCAGCUCUUGAACGCAGUGCCUACCGCAGUGGCAGCGACGGAGAAGCUCAUCGAGGCAGCCGACCUCAACACGUUCAACCUCGACAUCUUACUCCUAGCACACACCACCUUGAUUGACGAACUCAGAUCGCCAGGUCCUGCUGGAGCUGGAGGCGCCGACGAGACCAAACAGAUCUACCGCAAUUGGCUGGAGCGGAAGAUGGUAGUUGCCAGUUUGAGGAAGGAUGUCUUGCAGCAGCAGCAGGCGAAUGGGAAGCUAGACGCCCUCGCACAGUUGAAAACAGAUAAAGAACCGCGCUUGGAGACGCUAGCGCUCGUUCUCCAGCACGUGGCAAUACCUUUUAAGUUGCCGCUUCAGCUCGUGAAGCAAUUCCUCCUGGAGCUGCCCGACCGGAAGGUCCGACAGUCUGCGUCCCUGCUGGCCAUCUUGCAGAUGGCACAGCGCGUCUCCGGCAGUGAGUUCCCAGGUGCCCUCUGCGAGGACUGGCUGUUGGACGUGUGCCUGCGGGACACGGAGGCCAGGGAGGAUCUGGAUGAUGGGUGCCUCGGGUUGGCGUGCGCGCUCGCAGCGGGCCUGCCUGUCACCGUGAACCCCAGGGCGCCAGGCGGCGUGUCCGCGGGCGACGUAGGGUCGUGGAACGAGCAGCAGGAGCCAGGCAUCGAUCUAGGCAUCGCGACGCUCCCCGGCAGGGCGGGCGCCGUCCCGCGGUCCUCUUGCUUCAGCCUCGCGCUGAUGCGGAAGCUGCUGCUCGGGGCGCCCGGGGGGCGGGCUCGGCAGCGCGCCGCGGCCGCGAUCGAGGGCCUCCUGAGGGAGGUCGAGGCGAAGGAGGGGCACUGCGACACCGCCCUCGCUGCGAGGUACGCCGCGUGUUUGGAGGAGGAGUCUGCCGCUGCCCUCUCGCAGGCCAAGGGCCCGCAGGAAUGGCCAGAGCUGACGCUGCAGGGCGUCUUCGCGCAAGGGGAGGGUGCCUCGUUGGCCCACAGGCUACAGGACAUCGGCAGGAUCCGGUGGAUGCUCGCCAGGUGCUCGAGGCUGCUGUGCCAGAGCCCCGUGGACAAGGAGGCGUACGAGCUCUGCAUGGCCAGGGUCGACGGGCUCCUGCACACCUCGGACAGGGACCUCGUGCCGGUCAGCCGGUCGAUGCGGCUGUACCUCCUGAAGUGCAUCGAGCGCGCCCGGGGGGUGUCGUUCGCCCGGGGCCUGCUCGCGGAGCCGCCGCUGGGCGAGGCGAACUGGGUGCACAAGUGGCGGGGCGCGCACGACAUCGACUUCGAGAAGUUCAUCGGGGCCGCGCUGGUGCCGAAGUGGAACCCCUUCAUCGGGGAGGACGGCAGCGAGGAGUACAAGACCGCGAAGGGCGCGCUCACGGAGAUGAUGAUCUCGCACUCGAUCGAGAAGCUGGAGAGACUGGCGCGCGAGAUAGGCGCGCACCCCGAGGAGCAGCGCAAGCGUGACCUCGGCGGCCUCCUGCUGGCCCUCUGCCAGGGGCCAGGUCUCCACUCGGCGCUGGAGAGCCCCGGCAGGCACUCCCCCUGGCGGAAGAAGCUGAACGCGUGGCUGGCAGAGACCACGGACCUCGCUGUGAGCACGCAGGAGCGGAUCCUGCUGCGGAUCUUCGCGGGCGACGACGCCCCCCUCAGGAGCUGCGCCAGUGCCGACCAGGAGUCGCUCGCGCCCUUUGCCGUCUCGGGCGGCCGCUCGAUGGACGACCUGCUGCGGUGGCGAUGGCUGGCGCACCUCGCCAGCGCCUGCAUCUCGGCGCCGCCGACGUCGCUGCUUGCGGCGCUCACGACGAUCAUGCUGUCUCCAAGGUGCGUCGCAUCAGCCGACGGGGGAGCCGUUUAUUUGCCAGGUAUGGACGAGGACAUCCGGAAAUCGGUCAUGAAGGCUCUACUGGACAGGGGAGAGAGCAUUUGGCGGUUCAAGUCUCACUGGUACAAGUGUGCCUGCGGGUACAGCUUCUUCAUCGGCGAGUGCGGGAGGCCCAUGGAGGUGGCGGAGUGCCCUGGCUGCCGGGCUCACAUAGGCGGUCAGGACCACCACAAGACCAAGAACACGAGCGAGGACGACGAGGCCGACCGCUCGCCCGCGGGCUACGUGCUGCCCCCCGCCGAGAAGGACGAGAAGAGCGUCUGCUUCCGGGAGGUCCCCGUGGGCUCUGCCCGCGCCGUGCGGCUGCUGCUCCACGGGUUCUGCGGGGUGGCGUGCCACCUCGGCGGCAAGAGCGGCCGGAUCUACCAGCACCUGGUGAACCCAGACUCCAUGUGCCCGAUGAAGGAGGGCGGCGAGUCGGAGGCCAAGUUCCUGGGGGACCAUUUCAGGAACGACUGGGAGCAGAUGGCGACGAACCUCAGCAUGGCGCUGCACAUGCUCCUCCAGAGCAUGGCCGCCCAGGCCGUCGACGCGCCCGUGGCGAGGAGCGGUGGCGCGGCGAGCUCCACCGCCGGCCGGCCCGGGGGCGCCACCCGCUGGGACAGGUUCGACAUGGAGAGGCGGGACAGCUGGGAGGCCACGCUGGAGAGCGCAUACCUCGCGGACAUGGUCAGGAGCCACGGCGACCGCACGCGGGAGCUGCACCAGCGCUGGGGCGGCGCAGCGGAGGACGGCCGGUUCGUGGCGGAGCUGAUGGAGACGGUGGACGUGCGGGACUUCUCGAAGGCGCUGAGGCGCAGCAGCAUGCCGCAGCUCUGGUCCUUCCGGGAGCCCGUCACGCUGGCCUCGCUGGGCACACACGUCGGGGUGGAGGCCAACGCCAAGGACUCGCUGCCCGUGCUGUGCGCGGUCCUGCAGCAGCCCCUCGGCAGAGUGCUGCCAGCGCUCGGCUGCCUCGUGGGGAUCUUCGAGUGGCACGCCCUCGUCGCGAGCCACUUCAGCGGGCGCAUCACCCGCACUCAGGCGGGCCAGAUGGUGGUCGGAGAGGUGAUCGAGGGCCUGCCGUCUGCCCUGAGGGUCAGGUGGCAGCGCGCCUUCAGACGCCUGGAGCUGGCCUGGCGCAUUGCUUGGCCGAGCGUGCAGCGGCACGAGUGCCUUGAGAUCCCAGAGCAUUUGAGGAACGUGAAGCUUGGAUUGCACUCGUCGAUGGUGUAUUGCAUCGCCGACGAGAAGAACGAGGGCAUUUGCCCGCUGGCGCUGACCCAGUGGCUGGUGGAGAGGCACAACGAGCUCGUGCAGAUCGUGGGCAACGCGACGGGCUAUCCUGGGAAGAAGGUGUCCUCCAGGAUGUUGGCCCUCCACGACGUGGUCGUGUACAGCGAGGAGGAGCUGAUGAGAUUCGUGCGGAGCCGCUGCGUCACCUACAGCGGUGGCGGCAAGCUGAAGUUCGACUUCUCGCAGGUUGAGCGACACCUGCGGCAGGAGCUGGCGCGGCCCGCCCUGGAGAUGGAGAUGCGGGCGUUCGGCUGGCUGGGCGAGUCCUUGGCCGUCAGCGGCGAGCUGAGGGCCACGAUCGCCCAGCGCGGGCUGAGCCACGCGGUGGAGGAGCGUAUCCGCAGCGAGCUGACGUCGCCCGCCAUGGCAGGCCUGGUGCUGCAGAAGGUGCAGAUGACCGUGUCGUUCCUGCUCAAGUGUGGCGGCUCGCUGCGGGGCGACGCGGGCGAGAUGCUGCUGGGCGAGUACAUGCGCAGCGUGCUGUCGGAGGACGCGGCCGUGGGCCUGCCGUCGGCCGCCCUGCGCUCGGAGGUGCGCCUUUGCCACGUGGACGCCCUGGCCUCGCUGCUGAAGGGCGUCCUGAACAAGGACCCCAUGGAGGGCGUCGACCCGAGGUACCGCGCCGAGCUGCCCCCCGCGCUCGAGGCCGAGCUGGUGGCCGCGAGGCCCCGGCUGCCCGCGGCGCUGGCGCCGCUCCUGGCGCGCUUCGCGGAGGGCCACCUCGCCGACGCGAGCCUGAGCGGCACGGCCAGCAUGCUGGACAUGUUCGCCGCCAUGGAGGAGCUGAUC